ACUCAGAUUCUUCUUCAGAAAGAAGUAUAUGGUCUGAAAAAUCCACUUACCCUGAUGAGCUAUGUAACUCCAGUGAUGGCAGUGGCAACUGCUAUGCUCUCUCUGAUAAUGGAUCCUUGGGAUGAAUUCAGAACAAGCAAUUACUUCAAUAGUUCAUGGCAUAUCACUCGGAGUUGCCUUCUCAUGUUUCUUGGUGGAACUCUCGCCUUUUUUAUGGUAUUGACAAAAUACAUUCUUGUUUCAGUAACUAGUGCAGUAACUGUGACAAUAGCAGGAGUUGUCAAGGAGGCUGUCACCAUCUUGGUUGCUGUCUUUUACUUCCAUGAUCAGUUUACUUGGUUGAAAGGGGCUGGCCUUAUUACAAUCCUGUUUGGCGUGAGCUUAUUCAAUUGGUACAAAUACCAAAAGCUACAAAAGGGUGAAAUAGGUGAAGAGAAUGUGGCAAGGUCAUCGACAACCAAUCCAGCUGCAAAAUAUGUUAUUCUUGAGGAGAUGGAUGAUCAAGAUGAUGGCCACCAAUCUCUCUCUCUCUCUCUGCACCUGGGCUCUCUUCUCGGUGGUGCAUGAAAACAAACAAGGCAGCAUGUUUGGUUUUUCAGAGAGAAACACACGGCCCACAUGACAUGCAUUUAAUCUCUCUCUCAUCUUUCCACUUUCAAACCCACUAUCCUUUUUUUAAUCAACUCACUCCCUCACUUUCUUUAAACCCCUCUUUUCCUCACAUGGGCUUGUCCCCUCUCUCUCCUCCGUUU
Messenger RNA from Camellia sinensis, 752 nucleotides. Its product is annotated as putative sugar phosphate/phosphate translocator At1g06470. Lineage: Eukaryota; Viridiplantae; Streptophyta; Magnoliopsida; Ericales; Theaceae. The record is from RefSeq and is a predicted model, not a curated record.